AUGACCACCAGCUCACUUAAAUCCGGCGGCGACACCAAAAUCCUUGUCAUAGAUCACAACAUCAAGCUCUUUGUUUUCGCCUCCAAGCUCACUUCCCUUUGCGACACCCCGAACGCCUUCGUCUUCUACAAGUACCAGCUCCUCGGUGAAGAUCUCAAUGCCCUCAACUCCGUCGCCAACGACGAGGACCUCGACCACAUGAUGAUCAAGGAUUGUUUGGAAGCGGAGUUGUGGAGGCUGUUUUUUGGUCUCAAAGUUGUAGUUGGUAAAGGCCUUUCAAAGAUAAUUGCGGAAAUGGAUUCUGUUGUUUCUGUUCAUCUCAUUCAGGAGCCUAUUUUAGCUACGCUUCAUUCGCUUGCUAGUAUUUUGACUAGUUGUGUUAAGCUCAUGAAUCAGUUUGAUAGCUGUGCAGUUAUGCAUAUCUACAGAGAAAAGAAUUGUGUUGCAAACAGAUUAGCUAACUGGAGCUAUAACAUGGGUCUUGGUACAAAAUGGAAUAUGGGUUUGAACUUUGUUUCCCGGAGUCAGUCCUGUGUAAUUUUUGGGGCACAUUUCAGUGAGUCGCUUAUGAAAAGAUUUAGAGGGAGCUAUUUUGGGUACCUAUUGGGCCUCCAUAAAAUUGCAUUUAGUGGUCAAAUUGUGCAUGCUCUGGCACUCCGGCGAGUCAGAGGAUUUGGUGUCAAGGAUAUGCUGAGCCUUAGUUAUGUAAUAGGGUCCAAUGUUGUUCAAUUCAGUGUAAAGGAUUUUUGUUUGAUAAGUGGUCUGAAAUGUGGAACAGAGCCUGACAUAACGUCCGGGGGGGAUGCUCAUAAUCGAUUUAUGAAAGCGCAUUUUACCAACAGGGGUCACAUUACUUGCCAUGACUUAGAAAAUGCAUUCUUAAAGUCCGAAAGAGGAAGCGAGGACUCGUUCAAAUUGGGACUUCUGUAUUUUGUGGAGUUUGUGAUAAUGGAUUCUCUGUUGUUUGCUCCCAGGAAGAAAGAGACUGAUGAAGAGAAUGAUGGGAAGGGAAAAGGACAGAAAAAGGGGAAAAAGGCGGUGCGGAGUUUAGUGAGAAAAGGGAAGAAAAACGUGGAAGAUGAGAAGCCUAAAAGAAUUAACAGACCUGGAUGGAGUAUAAAGGGAUUGAGCUAUGCUCUCCAGCCUGUUAUACUGUGCCUCUUACGACCAAGUCAAUUGGAGAUAAGCCAACCGUAUUGGAGUUGGGGAUUAGAUGUUCCUGAAUGUGAUGCACCUAGUGUAGCUCUGCGGGUAUGUAAGGACCUUGAUGAGUUAAACUCUAACUCUAUUGUGCAACAGUUGAGGAAUGAGGUUGUAGUAUUGCUCCGUGAGAAGGGUCAGCUAGAGGAGAAAGUUUUACGAUUGGAAAAGUGUACCAGUCAUGCAGACGCGAGGAAGACUGGGGAUGCUGGAGAGGAGAGGAAUAAGACUGAGGAUGCUGGAGAGGAGAGGAAUAAGACUGGGGACGCUGGAGAGGAGAGUGGUAAAAUUGAGGAUGGUGGAGUAGCCGAAUCGAGAGAGCAUUGUGUACAAAAUGCGAACGAAGAGGUGCAAUAUACACCAUCGGAAGAUUGA
Messenger RNA from Prunus armeniaca (apricot), 1575 nucleotides. The record is from the annotation of a GenBank genome assembly. NCBI's taxonomy places the organism in Eukaryota, Viridiplantae, Streptophyta, Magnoliopsida, Rosales, Rosaceae.